AUGGAUUUACUCUCACACUAUCACGAUCAUCGUCAUCUAAGGUCACCAUCAAGAUUGGGUAAACUGAUUGCCCAGUGGAGGUCAUUUUGUAAUAAGCCACCGGAAGGAUUUGAGAAAUUUUUUGGUAAAUCAAGUGAGUUGAUAAGAAAACACCAACUGAGAAUCAAACCAAAGAAGCUGCUGGAGAAUCGAGUUCAGCUAAACGUAGUAGUGAGAGAAAAGAAUCCGAUUUUGAACCCUCAUCACGAGCAAAGUCUUCAUCUUCCUUCAAAGUUAUCCUCAUCACCAUCGGAUUCUCAAAAUAAAUAUACCUGGAAAUGGGAUUUUAGUUUCGGUGGUGGUAAAAAAUCAUCAGGACCAAAUAAGGCUUUACCUUAUAUCGCCUAUGGAGCUUCAGCUCUUUUGGGUUUAUUGGUUCUCAAUGAGUUGAGAUACAAAGAGAUCUCAUGGAAAGAUUUUGUCAACAACCAUUUGGCUCGAGGAACCGUUGAAAAGUUAGAGGUAGUCAACAAGAAAUGGGUUCGAGUUAAAUUUUAUUCCGAUGCCUCUCAAGCAAAUACAACUUCCGUCCUUUGGUUUAAUAUCGGAAGUGUCGAUGCCUUUGAACGUAAUUUAGAAAAUAUCCAAGCCGAAAUGAGUCUUGAGCCUUCAAAUUAUGUUUCUGUUGUUUAUAGAAAUGAAAUGGAAGUUCGAGAUUUUCUCAGUUUCGUUCCUACGAUGAUAAUCAUAGGUAGUAUGUUCUACUUUUUCGAUAAAUCUCGAAACAUGAUGGGAGGACGAAUGGGAGGUCGUGGUGGAAUCUUUGGAAUGGGAGAAUCUGCGGCCAAAGUGAUAAACCGUUUUAAUACACCGUAGCUUUAAAAAGUUUAUAUGGCUAGAAUUUUCUCUCAGACUUACCUUCUUGUUGGAGACUCGAUUUACCAAGAGAGUUUUUGAUAUAAUCAGACAACUUAAAUAAAACAGUUGAUUUAGUUCA
Molecule: messenger RNA, 976 nt
Organism: Panonychus citri (citrus red mite)
Lineage: Eukaryota; Metazoa; Arthropoda; Arachnida; Trombidiformes; Tetranychidae
Product: AFG3-like protein 2
Exons: 4
Coding region: 1-855 (284 amino acids)
Biological process (GO): protein-containing complex assembly; mitochondrial protein processing
Cellular component (GO): m-AAA complex; membrane
Molecular function (GO): zinc ion binding; metalloendopeptidase activity; ATP binding
Source: RefSeq, a predicted model, not a curated record